GGAGAUACGCGCCAGCAGCCAGCUUGAGGUGUGGAGCGAGGUUGUGUCCCCCUUCCACCUGCUGCCCCGCGAGGUGCUGGCGGCCACCUGCAACGGGGUGCUGCGGGGGCUGGUGGCCUCGCUGCUGCCGCUCUUUGUGCGCAUGCUGGCGCAGGACUAUGAAAAGUGGGCCCAGGACCCCGCGUACCGGGCGGAGCGGGCAGCUCGCAGCAGCGGCGGUGACGGCAGCACUGAGCUACCCAGCACCGCUACCAGCAGCAGCAGCAACGGCAGCAGCAGCAGCCAUGAGAGGGUCCUAGUGUCGUAGGUAGCGCCCCGUCGUGGGUCUCGUGUCCCGCUGCCGCCACCUCCUCCUGCCUCUUGGACACCUGUCACCGGUGUUUUGAAGCUGGCAGCGGGCUUGGGGCACUCGUCGUUUAAUGCACAUGGUGCGAGUUUACGGUGUCUGAUGUGUGUGCUAAAAUAACUGGCCGCGAGGCGAAUAACUUUGCUUGCCUUGGACUGCAGCACUGGAAGGGGCCCCUAGGGCGCUAGUGCAUUAUGGCAUGGGUGUUAAGAAAACUGGCUGCGAGUAGGAACGAGUCAUGUGUGUGUUAGAAUAACUGGCCGCGUGUGUGUGUCGGGUGGGGUGGGCUGCUGCCUUGCUGGUUGCCUAGAUGUUAUCAAUCUAUGAUAUCCUUGAGCUCGAAACAGCACAAAUUUCUUGGCGAUGAAAGGGAGAGGGAUGUCACGGGGUUCCGCGGGGGUGCCGCUCGGACGCUGGUGGGUGAGGCAGCAGGUGCCGGGGGGCAGGAAGUUGGGUCUGGGUGGUGCCCGGGUCGCCAUGAGGGGCCCAGUGGCGGGAAACGCUAGAGGGGGCCACGGAGGCACUUGAAUUGGAUUCAUGCAUGGAGGG
Molecule: messenger RNA, 895 nt
Organism: Astrephomene gubernaculifera
Lineage: Eukaryota; Viridiplantae; Chlorophyta; Chlorophyceae; Chlamydomonadales; Astrephomenaceae
Source: the annotation of a GenBank genome assembly